AAGUGGCUGGAGAAGGCGGGCGGAAGCGGACGCGGCGGGCGGAGAGGAGAAGGCUGAGUGGCCGCAGCCCCCAAGCCGGGUGGGCUUGUGGGAGGAGACCGGGCUGCGGCCGCACUCUGGCGGCUCUCGUAGGCUCUGGUUCCCUUAGGGUGGGCGCGGGGUGAGGUGACCCUCACCUCUGUGUUCCACAGCAUGCACGGGCGCCCGGGAUGAUCUUCCCCGUCUCCCGCUGCGCGCUCCGGUGUCUGCAUCGGCCCGGAGGUCGGACCUUUCCCACCUCCGCCAUGGAGGUGGCCUUCCGAGGCGUCCGGAAAGUCCUCUGUGUGGCCGAGAAGAACGACGCGGCCAAGGGGAUCGCCGACCUGCUGUCCAAGGGUCGCAUGAGGCGGAGGGAAGGACUUUCUAAAUUCAACAAGAUCUAUGAAUUUGAUUAUCAUCUGUGUGGCCAGAAUGUUACCAUGAUAAUGACCUCGGUUUCUGGACAUUUGCUGGCUCAUGAUUUCCAGAUGCAGUUUCGUAAAUGGCAGAGCUGCAAUCCCCUUGUCCUCUUUGAAGCAGAAAUUGAGAAGUACUGCCCAGAGAACUUUAUAGACAUCAAGAAAACUCUGGAACGAGAGACUCGGCAGUGCCAGGCCCUGGUGAUCUGGACCGACUGUGAUAGAGAGGGUGAAAAUAUUGGGUUUGAGAUUAUCCACGUAUGCAAGGCUGUGAAGCCCAGUCUGCAGGUGUGGAGGGCCCGUUUCUCUGAGAUCACCCCCCGUGCUGUCACGAUCGCCUGUGAAAACCUGACCCAGCCCGACCAGAGAGUGAGCGAUGCUGUGGACGUGAGGCAGGAGCUGGACCUGAGGAUCGGAGCUGCCUUCACGAGGUUCCAGACCCUGAGGCUGCAGAAGAUCUUCCCCCAGGUGUUGGCAGAGCAGCUAAUCAGUUACGGCAGCUGCCAGUUCCCAACCCUGGGGUUUGUGGUGGAGAGGUUCAAAGCCAUUCAGGCUUUCGUGCCAGAAAUCUUCCAUAGAAUUAAAGUAACGCAUGACCACAGAGACGGCGUCGUAGAAUUCAGCUGGAAAAGGCAUCGUCUCUUUAACCACACGGCUUGUCUUGUCCUCUAUCAGCUGUGCAUGGAGGACCCCAGGGCGACUGUGGUGGAGGUCAGUUCUAAGGCGAAGAGCAAGUGGAGGCCUCAAGCUUUGGACACUGUGGAGCUGGAGAAGCUGGCGUCUCGCAAGCUGAGAAUAAGCGCCAAAGAGACCAUGAGGAUCGCCGAGAAACUCUACACUCAGGGGUACAUCAGCUACCCCCGAACUGAAACAAACGUGUUCCCCAGAGACCUCAACCUGACAGUGCUGGUGGAGCAGCAGACCCCGGACCCACGCUGGGGGCCCUUUGCCCAGAGCAUUCUAGAACGGGGGGGCCCCACCCCCCGCAACGGGAACAAAUCUGACCAGGCUCACCCUCCCAUCCACCCCACCAAAUACACCAACAGCUUGCAGGGAGAUGAACAGCGACUAUAUGAGUUUAUCGUUCGCCAUUUCCUAGCUUGCUGCUCCCAGGAUGCUCAGGGGCAGGAGACUACUGUGGAGAUUGACAUCUCUCAGGAACGCUUUGUGGCUCAUGGUCUCAUGAUUCUGGCCCGGAACUAUCUGGAUGUGUACCCGUAUGAUCGCUGGAGUGACAAGACCCUCCCUGUGUAUGAGAGAGGCUCCUGCUUUCAGCCCAGCACCGUGGAGAUGGUGGACGGGGAGACCAGUCCGCCCCAGCUGCUCACUGAAGCCGACCUCAUUGCCCUCAUGGAGAAGCAUGGCAUUGGUACUGAUGCCACUCACGCGGAGCACAUCGAGACGAUCAAAGCCCGGAUGUACGUGGGGCUCACCCCAGACAAGCGGUUUCUCCCUGGGCAUCUGGGCAUGGGACUGGUGGAAGGGUAUGACUCCAUGGGCUAUGAGAUGUCCAAGCCGGACCUCCGCGCCGAGCUGGAAGCCGAUCUGAAGCUGAUCUGCGAGGGGAGGAAGGAUAAAUCUGUGGUUCUCAGGCAGCAGAUCCAGAAGUACAGGGCAGUUUUCACCGAAGCAGUGGCUAAAGCUAAGAAAUUGGACGAAGCCUUGUCCCAGUACUUCGGGGAAAGGGCGGAGGUGCCCCCGGAGGAAGCCAUCUACCCGGCGGUGCCAGCUCCGGUCAGGAAGUGCCCGCAGUGCAACAAGGACAUGGUCCUCAAGACCAAGAAGAGUGGCGGGUUCUACCUCAGCUGCACGGGCUUCCCGGAAUGUCGAGCAGUUAUGUGGCUCCCUGACUUCGUGCUGGAGGCGGGCAGGGAUGAGAGUGUGUGUCCAGUGUGUCAGCCACACCCUGUUCACAGGUUGAAGCUGAAGUGUAAGCGUGGUAGCCUUCCCCCGACCAUGCCUCUUGAGUUCAUUGGCUGCAUCGGCGGAUGUGAUGAGACCCUGCGGGAGAUCUUGAACCUGAGGUUUUCACAGGGCCCCCCCAGAGCUUGCCCGCCAGCCAGCCAGCCCCCUGGCUACCUGCAGGCUAGCCAGUCCCUGAACCGAAUGGACAGCAGCCAGCACAGCCACCCCCUGCCCCCUGACACCAGGCAGCCCAGGCCCUUGAAGGCUCUGGCCCGGAAUCUACCACCAGCCACUGCUGCUGGUGAAAACGACUCUGUGGUCUGCAACUGUGGCCAAGAGGCCGUGCUGCUCACCGUCCGGAAGGAGGGCCCCAACCAGGGCCGGCAGUUCUACAAGUGCCCUGCUGGCAGCUGCAGCUUCUUCCUGUGGGCCAGCGGCAGCUGCCCGGACCCUCCCUCUUCUGCACCGAGACCCCCCGGCGGCUCGCUGGGACGCCCCCCUGGCUCAGGGAACCGCCCCGGUGGGGCUGGUGGCCCUGGGGAUGAUUCUGGUGGUGGCACGUCCUGCCUCUGUAGCCAGGCCGCUGUCACACGGACGGUGCAGAAGGACGGGCCCAACAAGGGCCGCCAGUUCCACACGUGUGCCAAGCCGAGAGCGCAGCAGUGCGGCUUCUUUCAGUGGGUGGACGAGAACGUGGCGCCAGGGGCUUCUGGAGCCUUGCCCUGGCCAGGAGGCGGCGGGAACACCCGCGGGCCCCAGUCCACGAGCAAGAGAGCGUGGGCCAGCUCCUCAGACCCGGGGUCCACGGCCAAGAAACCGCGGAAAUGCAGCCUUUGCCACCAGCCUGGACACACCCGCCCCUUCUGUCCUCAGGGCAGAGGAGGGUGACAGGGCGCUGCCUCUGCUCAUCCCUUGUCUCCAGGAGGAGCUGUCUUCCUAGGACCAAGCGGCCCUUCACCCCCUGGGGGUGUGGGGAGGGGCUGCAUCUGGCCGGCCUGUGUUAAGGAGUCCAGGUCAGACUGCUCCUCAAGGCCACCCUGUGCCUGGGCUCCGAGUGACCACGCCACUGCUGAGGCGCAGGAGCUGCUGGGACCCCCGCAGGGGCCCGUUCGCGCUGCGGCAGCAGCUGUGGCCUCCGGGGCAGGAGGACUUCUCCACGGACAUCCUGAGAAGGAGGCGUAAUGCAGCCGUGGCUCUUGCUCUGAAAUUGUGUCUACAGAAGACUUACUCCCCUUUAUCUAGAACCUGUGGCCAGGACACACCUGCUCAUGUGCCUUAAUAAAGAGUUUCACCCCUUCACUCUGGUGGGUCAGGUGCAGAGUCUGGGGAACGGUGGCAGGAGCAGUGGGUGUAGAUACCGGCCAGUGCCCAGGGGACUCUUGCCAGCCUCUGGCCCUCAUGGUCUCCCUCCAGCCGAUGCCCUUUUCCCCUGUCCACAUGGUAAGCGGAAGCCCAACUUCUCGCAGCUUGUCCUGCAGAGAAGGUAGUGGGUGCACGAUUCAGAAUCUGUCUCCCACACCUCCAAAGGCUGCCACCUUCUUGUGAACAGCACUCAGCAUACUUACUGGCUUUGUUGUGAGGGUUAGAAGGUAAGCAGAGUGGGUGUGGGCUGCCCAGUCACGUCACUAGUGCUGAACAAAUGAACACUCCUUAGGUCUUGGGACGCCUGGCCCUGCGCGGGCUGGGUGGCAGGUGGACAACGUUUGGAAUUGCUCCUGGAGCACCUCAUCAGUGGUAUGGGUCAUGGCCCUGCAUCUGUGAGGUCUUGGGCUCCCCCAGCCCCAGAAACCACCAGUCCAUAUUCUGCCUCUGGUUCUACCUAUUCCAAACAUUUCAUAUAAAUGGAAUCAUACGUGCCAGCCAGUGUGUCCCAGUGGUUGUGUUGACCAUGAACCAGAAGGUCACCAGUUUGAUUCCCAGUCAGGGCACAUGCCUGGGUUGCAGGCUUGAUCCUCAGUGUGGGACAUGCAGGAGGCAGCCCAUCAAUGAUUCUCGUGUUUCUAUUUCUCCCUCUUCCUUCCUCUC
Myotis daubentonii (Daubenton's bat) is the source of this 4367-nucleotide messenger RNA. It is a transcript of the gene TOP3A, whose product is annotated as DNA topoisomerase III alpha. Gene Ontology annotation, biological process: DNA topological change; DNA repair; DNA recombination. Gene Ontology annotation, cellular component: RecQ family helicase-topoisomerase III complex; chromosome; nucleus. The record is from RefSeq and is a predicted model, not a curated record. Lineage: Eukaryota; Metazoa; Chordata; Mammalia; Chiroptera; Vespertilionidae. Gene Ontology annotation, molecular function: DNA binding; zinc ion binding; DNA topoisomerase type I (single strand cut, ATP-independent) activity.